GUGUAUACCAUAAAAUAUUCUGGUAGUUAAAUACUAACUACUAACUAGUUCUUAAUGGAAUAUACACAUAAUAUAAUAUACACCUCUGUACGCGUAGUAUAUUAUAUGGUAAUGUAAUUGGUGAGAUUUAUCCGUGUUAAACAUGAGUUUAUCUAAAGGAAACAUACGAAGAAAUAGACCCCAAAAACACCAAAAUAGAACUGCAUUUAAAAAUGAUUUACACGAUACAAGUAAAAAGACAAAAAUAUUAAAUUCGAUGCAAGUGUCAGGUGUUUGUAUACGCUGUAGAGAAAUUAUUGAAUGGAAAAUUAAAUAUAAGAAAUACAAACCUCUGACUACCCCAAAGAAAUGUGUGGGUUGUGAUCAAAAGGCAGUCAAACACGCUUACCAUAUAUUUUGUAACAAAUGUGCAAGUGAAAAAAAUGUAUGCGCAAAAUGUUGUAAACCUAUAGACAUUGCUGAUUCUGAAGGAGCCAAGCAAGACCCCAAUGAUACUGAACUACAAGCUCUAUUGAAAACCCUUUCUGAGAGAAAAAGAAGAACCGUCUUGAGAUACAUGAAAAAACAAGAUGGUGAACAAUCAAAAUCAGAUAUUGAAAAAAUUAUUACAGACAUGUCUACAUUUGAUUUAGAUGAUUCAUCUCUUGAUGGAUUUUCUAGUGAUGAAAACUCUGAACGGGAACCUUAGAUCUUUAAAGAAUUUAUGUGAAUAGUUUACAUGUUUCUGAUGCAAGUCUUAUUUUUGAGGAUUAUUAGAGUGAUGAAUCAGAAUAUUUUAUAUUUUUUUAUUUGUAUCCAAAAAUCUUGAAAUUGUAAACAAUUUUGAAAAGUUUCAGAUUCAAGAAAAUGUAAGCAAUGUUACCUACAUUACUGCUAGAAAUUAAUUAAAGUUUAGUUUGUAAAUAAUUCAUGUAAUAAAAAAGGUUCUGACAUCCUC
Zerene cesonia (dogface butterfly) is the source of this 937-nucleotide messenger RNA. RefSeq lists its product as uncharacterized. The transcript is spliced from 3 exons. The record is from RefSeq and is a predicted model, not a curated record. Lineage: Eukaryota; Metazoa; Arthropoda; Insecta; Lepidoptera; Pieridae. The coding region runs from base 143 to 688 and encodes 181 amino acids.